GAGGACGAGGCUUCUCUGUUCCAGAUACUUCUAAGAUUGAAGACUGUUUGCUAGUGGGGAGACUCCGGCUCCGGCAGCCAGUUGGGCAGCGGCAAAGUAAAAUGGACAGUGAGAAACAGACGUUCCAGCCACCUCUCCAACGCCCAGAGGUCCCGGAGCUGUUCUCUGGAGAACUCCUUUUCCAGCUGGAGUCUCUGAGCCUGCUGGACCAAGGGAGCCCAGGGAGCGCCUGGAAGCUGCUCCUCGGAGAUGCCCUCGCCUGAGCAGUAAGAAUUUCCCGUUGAGUCCCUGCAUUCCCUCCACCUGAAAUUCCCCAGGAGAGAGGGGUGGAAGACCCCAGGGGGAGGGGCGAGGGGGAUCCUAACGCAGCACUUUCUCCCCUCCCCCUCCCCCUGCCGGGCGCGCAGGCAUGGAUGUGCUCAGCCCGGGACAGGGCAACAACACCACCUUGUCAGAGGGUCCCUUCGGGACACGCGGCAACGCUACUGGCGUCUCCGACGUGACCUUCAGCUACCAAGUGAUCACCUCACUGCUGCUGGGCACGCUCAUUUUCUGCGCGGUGCUGGGCAAUGCGUGCGUGGUGGCCGCCAUCGCCCUGGAGCGCUCCCUGCAGAAUGUGGCCAACUAUCUCAUCGGCUCGCUGGCUGUCACUGACCUCAUGGUGUCGGUGCUGGUGCUGCCCAUGGCUGCGCUCUACCAGGUGCUCAACAAAUGGACACUGGGGCAGGUCACCUGUGACCUAUUCAUUGCCCUCGACGUGCUGUGCUGCACCUCGUCCAUCCUGCACCUGUGCGCCAUUGCACUGGACAGGUACUGGGCCAUCACCGACCCCAUCGACUACGUGAACAAGAGGACGCCCCGGCGCGCCGCUGCGCUCAUCUCGCUCACUUGGCUCAUUGGCUUCCUUAUCUCCAUCCCGCCCAUGCUGGGUUGGCGCACCCCCGAAGACCGCUCGGACCCCGACGCGUGCACGAUUAGCAAGGACCACGGCUACACUAUCUACUCCACCUUUGGCGCUUUCUACAUCCCGCUGCUGCUCAUGCUGGUUCUCUACGGACGCAUCUUCCGAGCAGCGCGCUUCCGCAUCCGCAAAACAGUCAAGAAGGUGGAGAAGAAGGGAGCGGACACCCGCUUUGGGGUGUCGCCAGCCCCGCAGCCCAAGAAGAGCGUAAACGGCGAUCCGGGGAGCAGAGAAUGGAGGCAGGGUGUGGAGAACAAGGCAGGGGGUGCUCUGUGCACCAACGGCGCGGUGAGGCAGGGUGACGAGGGCGCCGCCCUGGAGGUGAUUGAAGUGCACCGGGUGGGCAACUCCAAAGAGCACCUGCCGCUGCCCAGCGAGGCGGGUGCAAUCCCUUGCGCCCCCGCCUCCUUCGAGAAGAAGAAUGAGCGCAACGCGGAGGCCAAGCGCAAGAUGGCCCUGGCCCGAGAGAGGAAAACGGUGAAGACGCUGGGCAUCAUCAUGGGCACCUUCAUCCUCUGCUGGCUGCCCUUCUUCAUCGUGGCCCUGGUCCUGCCCUUCUGCGAGAGCAGCUGCCACAUGCCCACCCUGUUGGGCGCCAUAAUCAACUGGUUGGGCUACUCCAACUCUCUGCUCAACCCUGUCAUUUACGCCUACUUCAACAAAGACUUCCAAAACGCGUUUAAGAAGAUCAUCAAGUGCAAGUUCUGCCGCGGAUGAUGGUGGAGGAGUAGUCGGCGAGUAGGCCCGCCCCAUCCUCUCUGCCUCCUCCAGCCCUCUGGAAUCAACACCUAUGAUAGCUCGC
Molecule: messenger RNA, 1763 nt
Organism: Odobenus rosmarus divergens (Pacific walrus)
Lineage: Eukaryota; Metazoa; Chordata; Mammalia; Carnivora; Odobenidae
Gene: HTR1A
Product: 5-hydroxytryptamine (serotonin) receptor 1A, G protein-coupled
Exons: 1
Coding region: 410-1678 (422 amino acids)
Biological process (GO): regulation of vasoconstriction; adenylate cyclase-activating adrenergic receptor signaling pathway; regulation of behavior
Cellular component (GO): plasma membrane
Molecular function (GO): G protein-coupled serotonin receptor activity
Source: RefSeq, a predicted model, not a curated record